UGUGUCAAAUGAGUGACACCUCAAAGUGUGAGAUCAUAUUUUUAUUCAAAGAUAAAAAACAAUAUUUUUAAACAAAGAUUUACUAAAUAAUUGCGUCCAGUAUGUUGGUCAAUAAUAGUACAGUUUAAAUUUUAGCAGUAUUGACUUGAAAACGGGGAUUUACAUUAAAAAGUCAAUGUUUGUACAAACCAUGUGAUAAAUUUAAUACAAAUAUCAGAAGUGAACAGUGAAGAUGAGGUCUAACAAUAAGAAUACGCUUUUGAAAGUCGUAAUUCUUGGGGAUGGUGGUGUUGGGAAAAGUUGUCUGAUGAAUAGAUUUGUGUCCAAUCAAUUCGAUGAACACUCUUUUCACACGAUCGGUGUGGAGUUCCUGAAUAAAGACAUAGAAAUUGAUGGAGAAACUUACACUCUACAGAUCUGGGACACCGCAGGCCAAGAGAGGUUCAAAACACUGAGGACGCCAUUUUAUCGAGGCAGCGACAUCUGUAUGUUGACCUAUGCUAUAGAUGACAAGUCAAGUUUUAAAAAUAUCCAGAUGUGGAGAAAUGAGUUUUUACAUUAUGCAGAUAUCAGGGAAAAUGCUCAAUUCCCGUUUAUUGUUGUAGGAAAUAAGUCAGACGUACCGACAGAAGAAAGGGAAGUCUCACAAUUGGAGAUGGAAACGUGGUGUAACGAGAACUCUAUAACGUCCAGUAUAGAAACGUCGGCGAAGAACGCCAACAACGUUCAAGAAGCAUUCAAAAUGGCCGUUCAGUACUGGCUGCGACUGGAAUCGAGGGCCGAUAAAAUCGACACAGUGAUGAACGACACUGUAGACUUGAGGAAAAAGAACACGGAGAAUAAUAGAAGUUCCUGUUGUAUAGGCUCGGGCGAUGAGUAGACUCUACACGAUUUUAAGCGGUAUUUUUUCUGUUGUGUUACUAAAAACUGCAUGUGUUACGGGUUUUACAAGAGAGGGGGUUGAGAGCAAAUGGGUUGCUUGAGAGUGAGGACUAAAACAGAUCUAGCUAACUAUAUAUACCAACCUGCAGUAGUGUUGUUCCUUUGAAUUGGUUUGGAGUUGAAUGAGUCGUUCCUUUUGAUGAUCCGAUUCGAUUCUAUUUAUCAGCGGUUUUGAAUAUUUUCGUUAAAAUUAAUCAACUCUAGGUUCAGUGACACAUUUUAAUCACAUUAUCACAGUGAAUUUGCGCUGAUUUGGUCAGUCUGCAAUCUUACACUUUUGUCCAAGAAACGCAUAAGCUCCAAAUAUUCCACAAAGAAGGAUGCAACUAGAGAGAUAUCAGAGAAUUACGAAGAGUAUGGAGUAUAUAAUAAAAAUCGUAUAAUUUGGGCUGUAUUUACACAACUUUACCAAUAACCGUUUCGUUUGAAAAUAGGUCACUGUUGCAAACGUUAUUCGGUUGUAACUGAAUCGUUACAGUGGUACCGUUCAGUAAAAGGCAUAAGGGAUUCGCUGCGUAGUAACGAUUUCGCGGUGAACAUCGAAUCAAAUAUUGAACUUAAUCAUACCGUUUUUGAAUAUUUGCGUUGAAACAUUAACACUGGUUUCAGUGAGAGGCUUUCAUUACAUUCGAUCAGCUAAUUACGAAGAAUAUGGACUAUAUAAUAAAAAUCAUCAUCAAGCAAUUGUAAUGUAUUUACAAAUUCUUUACUAACAGUUCGUAAAUAGGCAACCCUUCCAAAAGUGAUUCGCUUCUAAAUGAAUCGUUACAAAUAAACUGUUCGGUAAAAGGAAUCUAUAGAGAUUCGUUACGAUGCAAUGACUCGUCAGUGAAAAUCGAAUAAAAUAGUGGUCUUAAUCGUAGCAUAGCAAUAUUUGCAUUCAAACUCAUCAAUGAUGAUUUCAGUGACACAUUUUCUUCACGAUAUAUCGUUGUAUUACAAGAAGUAUGAACUAUAUAACAAAAAUCCUACAAUUGAUACUGUGUACUAAUAAUCCUCAGUAGGAGUUUUCAAAAGUGAGUCUUUUGUGUUGAUUUUAUAAUCUUAACUCGUAUCAUUAAAAGGAACGAUAUCGAUCAUCUCUAAACUACAAUAAUACAAUAAAAACACAUAUUACGUGUUUAUUUUUGCAAUAUGCACCCCUGAAUAUUUUAAUAUGCCGAUUUAGUGAUCGUAGCAAAAAAGCACUACUCUGUUGGUUAUACAGUAAGCAUCAAAAUUAACUCACCACCUUAAAAAUGGGACCUUUUUGAUGGCUCGUAUUUCCUAAACCUAUUGUCCGAUUUUAGUGAUUUUUUUAGUGUAUUAUAGCUUUAUUCUUCAAGAAUAUCGGUGUAAUAAUAUUAUUGCUAAACAGGUAAGUGUUAUUUUAUACCGGGUGUAACAAUGAUAGUGUGUUUUUCCUCAAAGUUUGGAACACUCUGUGGAAUAUUCUAGCGUUUAUAAAAUAUUGAAAUUAAAACUCAACUGUAGCAUUAGGCUUUCUUAACAUUUUGCUUUUUGAUUCAUUCGCUUAUGUGAGAUAAUAAAAAAGUUAGGUACUUUAACAACUAACCAUGUUAUUCAUCAAUACAGGGUGUUUCUAAAUAAGUGCAACAAACUUUAAGGGGUAAUUCUGCAUAAAAAAAAUAAUGACCGCUUGCUUUAUAAACAUAUGUCCACAAAUGCUUCGUUUCCGAGAUACGGGAUGUUGAAUUUUUGCUUACAAACUGACGAUUUAUUUAUUGCUCUAAAACCGGUUGAGAUAUGCAAAUGAAAUUUGGUAGGUUUUAAGAGGUAGUUAUUGCGCAUUUUUUGACAUACAAUCAAGAGUUUUAUAUUCACCAUUGGCGUGCAUACGGGAUAUAUCUAAAUGUUUAUAGCCGUAUGCACGCCAAUGAUGAAUAUAAAAUUCUUAAUUGUAUGUCAAAAAAUACGCAAUAACUACCUCUUAAAACCUACCAAAUUUCAUUUGUACAGUCGAACCCGCUUAUUAGAGUACCGCUUAUAGGAAUAUCCCGGUUUAAGGAAUAGAAUUUUGAGAUCCCGGAACAUUUCCAUUUACUCCUUAAUAAAUUUAACCGUUUAUAGUGAUACGUUUUAGUAAAAGAAUCCCGCUUUAUCUAAUAAUCCUAAGUUACCAAAAACUUUUUAGGUACAAUUUCCCACAAAUUUUUAUGUUUUCUGGUUUUAUAGGACCUGUAGAUAAUAUUUUAUUUCUUACUUUAUUAUGGGUACCAAUUCUACCUUCCGCCAAACAUUUACCGAUCGUAAAGUAGGUACCUAAUUUUUCAAUUGUGUAAACAUUCUUAUUGCUCACUCACCGCCACGUCGUUGUCUGUUUAGAUUUUUAACAGUUGGAAGUCAUAAAUAACCCCUUGUAAUAUAAUAACCGCUGAAAUUUUCUGGAGGGUAAGACCAAUGUCAAUUUUUUAUUUAUUAUAAUUUUAGAGCAACAAGUGACUAAUAUCGUUGAUUGAGGUAUUGGACCCAUAUUAAUAUUUCAAUCAACGCUAAUAUCUUAUGUAACAAAACAAAUAGUCUCAGAUUACCGAUUAUUUUUCCAGAAAAAGAGUAGGUCUGUUGGAUAUAUGUUAAUAAGAAAAUAUAUAUCUAUACGUAUAUCUACAUAUUGCAUACAUUUCAUACUUAUUUGUGUAGGUAUGCAUGCACAGAUAAUGUAGUUUGGUGUUUUAAUAAAAUAAGUAAUAGUUACACUAGGUACUGUAUUAUUGACAUAAAAAGAAAUAGAACCAUAUACAUAAUAUAUGUACAUAACGUAUGUAUGUACAUGCAAAUACAUACUAUGUACAUGUACAUACAGUAUGUACAUGUACAUACAGUAUGUACAUGUACAUACAGUAUGUACCUCUACAAAGUGUGUUGUACUAUUACGACGUAUAUUCGGUACAUAUAUUUCUGCUAGCCACCACUGAUCGGUUAUUAGAAUAUCCCGGUUAUAGGAAUAUUUUUGCUUGGCACGAAGGCUAUUCUAAUAAGCGGGUUCGACUGUAUAUCUCAACCAGUUUUAGAGCAAUAAUUGAAUCGUCAGUUUGUAAGAAAAAAUUCAACAUCCCGUACCUCGGAAACAAAGCAUUUGUGGACAUAUGUUUAUAAAGCAAACGGUCAUUAUUUUUUCAUGCAGAAUUAAUUACCCCUUAAAGUUUGUCGCACUUAUUUAAAAACACCUUGUAUUGAUGAAUAACAUUGUUAGUUGUUAAAGUACCUAACUUUUUUAUUAUCCAACAUAAGCGAAUGAAUCAAAAAGCAAAAUGUUAAGAAAACCUAAGGCUACAGUUGAGUUUUAAUUUCAAUAUUUUAUAUACGCUAGAAUAUUCCACAGGGUGUUCCGAACUUUGAGGAAAAAACACACUAUAAUUGUUACACCCGGUAUAAAAUAACACUUACCUGUUUAGCAAUAAUAUUAUAACAGCGAUAUUGUUGAAGAAUAAGGCUAUAACAUACUAAAAAAAUCACUCAAUUCGGCAAGAGGUUUAGGAAAUACGAGACAUCAAAAGUGUCCCAUUUUUUAGAGGGUGCGUUAAUUGUGGUGCUUAGUGUAUUUUGGUAUCUAUAUAAUUUGUGAAUCUUAAACGUCGAUACUAAUGUUAGGUGCCUCUUUAUUAUAUAAAAUUAUAUACAAAACUUUUAUUUAUACACUGCUGGACAAAAAACUAUGAAUGCAAGCAUAAUUUUGAAAUUGUAAGCAAGAAAUUAGUGAAAAUUAAUAUUAGUCCAGGGCCGAUCAAAGUUCAGUGUGUUUCAGAGUGUAUUCUUAUUUAUUUUGACCCGCUGUUAUAAUUUCUUCCUCUUCUUCUUCUUCUUUUUUGUAAGCAAUUCUGCUUAUUCAUUGGCAGAUUGAUACUCUGCCAUUGGUACUCUCAUUUCUGCCGUUUCCAGUAGUCAUGGGGUUGUAGCUGUAUCGGGUCUUGUUUCUGAUGCAUAUGUCAUUAUUGGUCUUACACUGGCUUUAUAAAUUCUUGACUUCAUCUCAGUGUUAAUAUGUCGGUUUCGCCAUAUAGUGUUAUUAAGGCAUCCUGUCAGUCUAUUUGCUUUUUGUACUUGAUUUCUCACUUCUUUGUCCAGGUCUCCGUAACUUGACAAUGUAAAUCCAAGGUAUUUUACUUCCAUUACUUGUUCAAUACUGAUACCAAUCAAUUUCAAUUUUACAUCUGAUUGGUUCUUUACUAAUUACUAUUCUUUUGGUUUUCUGUUUCUGAUUUAACUUACGUUAAAUCUGUGGACUAAUCUUUGCAGACUAUCUUCAUCUUGGGCUAUCAAUAUUGCGUCGUCUGCGUAGCAUAGUAUUUUUACUUCUUUGUUUCCCAUUCUAUAUCCUCUUCCUUUGUUGACAGAUAUUCAAUGUCACAUACUUAAUGCAAGCAAGUGCAUAAUCAAAAUAUUGAGUAAAAUUUCAUAUAUUGUUAUUAGAGGAUUUAAAAUUUAAACUGAAUUAAGCUAUUUGCUAAUGACUUAAAUAACUCUUAUUUUCUAGAUGGGCCCGUUUGACCAAUCACCACCCGGUAUAAGAAAUAGUGAUUACGUACAGUCACUUUUUGUCCAGCUGUAUUUUUAAACUACCCACUGUAAUUAAUUAUAUUUUUAUCUAUAUUGACCUGAUAUUAGUAUCACGCCUGGUAAUAUGUUAAGGGAUUAUCUGCCACUGAGUGUGAUUUUUACAUAGCAAUAAGUUUCACCGUUACCGUUUUUUAUGGGUUAUUGUUUUUUUUAUUGACCAGUAUUGUAUGUUGUUAGCCAAAUAUAUAUUAUACCUUUUAUUAAA
Messenger RNA from Diabrotica virgifera virgifera (western corn rootworm), 5704 nucleotides. RefSeq names its product ras-related protein Rab-9A (gene Rab9). The record is from RefSeq and is a predicted model, not a curated record. Gene Ontology annotation, biological process: retrograde transport, endosome to Golgi. NCBI's taxonomy places the organism in Eukaryota, Metazoa, Arthropoda, Insecta, Coleoptera, Chrysomelidae. The transcript has 4 exons. Gene Ontology annotation, molecular function: GTPase activity; GTP binding. The coding region runs from base 233 to 880 and encodes 215 amino acids. Gene Ontology annotation, cellular component: late endosome; phagocytic vesicle; lysosome.